This is a messenger RNA of Colius striatus (speckled mousebird), 570 nucleotides long. RefSeq names its product dynein light chain Tctex-type 2 (gene DYNLT2). Gene Ontology annotation, cellular component: cytoplasmic dynein complex; cytoplasm. The coding region runs from base 1 to 570 and encodes 189 amino acids. Gene Ontology annotation, molecular function: dynein intermediate chain binding. Gene Ontology annotation, biological process: microtubule-based movement. The transcript has 4 exons. The record is from RefSeq and is a predicted model, not a curated record. NCBI's taxonomy places the organism in Eukaryota, Metazoa, Chordata, Aves, Coliiformes, Coliidae.
AUGGAGAAGCGCUUCAAGGUGCAGAAGCCCGCCGCCACGGAGAAAGGAAAGCGGCGCCAGAGCUUGAUGGAGAAAGAUAGUGUGAGCAGGUUCCUGGGCGGGACAACACAAGGAAAAAAGACACAAUCAAAUUACGAAGCUCCAACAGAAGAAGAGCAUUUUAGUGAUUCAAUGAAAGCGAAGCAAUUGGCAUUCAAAGCUAACACGGCAAAGAUAAGAUAUGCUAAUACCUACAGACUGGAGCCACAUAAUAAACUUCGGGAUUAUUUAGUGAGAGACAAAGCUCAAGCAAUACUCACGAAUAAACUUCAACAAGCCAAAUAUGAUGGAGUUUCUAGUCCCUCCUUGUGUGCUUCAGUCUCGGAAGAAAUAUUACAGGCUGUGAAGGAACUGGACUUUGACCGCUAUAAGUAUGUGGUGUCAGUACUAAUUGUGGAAAAGGCAGAUCAGGCAAUGAAUGUUGCCAGCAGAUGGGUCUGGGAUGUUCAAAGAGACACAUGGGUUUCAGCUAAAUGUGAAACUGAAACAUUUAUUGCGCUGGCUUUGGUAAUGGCUUGUUAUUAUGAGUAA